Messenger RNA from Vigna angularis (adzuki bean), 2776 nucleotides. RefSeq names its product amino acid permease 4. The transcript has 6 exons. The coding region runs from base 846 to 2486 and encodes 546 amino acids. The record is from RefSeq and is a predicted model, not a curated record. Gene Ontology annotation, cellular component: plasma membrane. NCBI's taxonomy places the organism in Eukaryota, Viridiplantae, Streptophyta, Magnoliopsida, Fabales, Fabaceae.
UUUACAAGACACUAACAAAGUUCAGAAAAUACUGUUUCUUCCAUGCCCCCUUCGGUUUUAUCCUUGUUUUUUCUAUUCGACAUUUCUGGCAGUACAAUGCACGAUAUCAUUACUCUUAAAGUUUCUGUUAAAAUGAUAAAAAAAUAUGUUCUUGAGCUUUAAGUCGUACGUGUUCUAAUGAUAGUAAGAGGAGGUAGAACUGGGUUCUACUAUAGUUUGUCGAGGCAGCUUAUAAGAAGAAAUGAUAACAUAGUUUGCUGAAAGCUUUGUCGUUGUGAAAUGGAUACGUUAUCUUGGUGAUAUCAGAAAGUCGAAAGCAAUCGUCAUCAUGAAUAUGGACCUACUUCUUGUAUAAAGCGAUUAGCAGUGUUAGGAUGAAGAAAACAGCCAUCAAUCUACCAAAAAAUAUCAAAAUGUUCAAUUGCUUGAAACCAAUAGCAAAAGAAAGCUACAUAUCAGCAGCACCUAUAUAAGUAUAUAUAUUAUUAAUUUGUAUACUGGCAGUUUGCUAUCUCGUCAUAAGAGGCAUUGAUUGCAAGCUGAAAUUGAGCCUGCCCAAUACCAUAACUUUCAUGAAAAUGUUAUACCAUAACUAUCAAUGGAAACGUGUAGUACGAUAGUUGACUGUAUGUAGGCACAGUCUUUUCCUAUAAAACCCCAUUCAGUUUCAUCAUUUAGAAACAUCCCUUCCCUUUCAUUCACCUUGCUUCUUACUUUUCAAUACCUCACUCCUACUCUCACUAUUACCUGCAUUUAGCUCACACCCAUGUUGCAAAGAAGUAGAACUCUUCCCAGCAGAAUGCACCAAGGAAUUGUAGGAACUAUGCACUCUCCUUCUUUUGUAUAUGUAUUCAUUUACUAUUAUUUACGUUCAGUCGUUGAUUGAUGCUCACUGUUUAAUACAGAUAGAAGAGAGGCAAGAUGUGAAGCACUACUUACAAAAUACUCAAACGGAGACUGUUGCUAUGAAUAUUCAGCCUAACUAUUCCAAAUGCUUAGAUGAUGAUGGUCGUUUGAAGAGAACAGGAACAUUUUGGACGGCAACUGCUCAUAUCAUCACUGCUGUGAUAGGGUCUGGAGUUCUUUCUCUUGCAUGGGCAGUAGCUCAGCUUGGUUGGGUUGCUGGACCUGUUGUCAUGCUUCUCUUUGCUUUGGUCAAUCUCUACACUUCCACCCUACUAACACAGUGUUAUAGGACGGGUGACUCUGUUACUGGACAGAGAAAUUACACCUACAUGGAGGCAGUAAAGUCCAUCUUGGGUAAGAGGAUUAAGAACAUUCCAUUACUAUAUAUCUAUGUAACCAAAAGAAACCAAUGUGUUGCUAAUGGAACUAUCAUACCAUACCACUUUGUUUGGGUUUCAGGAGGAAAAAAGGUCAAGUUAUGUGGCCUGAUUCAAUAUGUCAAUCUGUUUGGAAUUGCAAUAGGGUAUACCAUUGCUGCCUCUGUCAGUAUGAUGGCCAUAAAAAGGUCGAAUUGCUACCAUAACAGUCAUGGAAAAGAUCCCUGUCACAUGUCAAGCAAUGGGUAUAUGAUAACAUUUGGAAUAGCAGAAGUGAUUUUUUCCCAAAUCCCAGACUUUGAUCAGGUGUGGUGGCUAUCCAUAGUCGCGGCCAUUAUGUCCUUCACGUAUUCUUCAGUUGGAUUGAGUCUUGGCGUGGCGAAAGUGGCAGAAAACAAAACUUUUAAAGGAAGCAUGCUGGGAAUUAGCAUUGGCACAGUGACACAAGCUGGAACAGUAACUGGCACGCAGAAAAUAUGGAGAAGUUUACAAGCUCUGGGAGCAAUGGCCUUUGCAUACUCUUUUUCCAUUAUCCUGAUCGAAAUUCAGGACACCAUAAAAUCUCCUCCUGCAGAGCACAAGACCAUGAGAAAAGCCACAGCCUUGAGCAUCGCAGUUACCACAGUGUUCUAUUUACUCUGUGGAUGCAUGGGGUAUGCAGCUUUCGGAGACAAUGCACCUGGAAAUCUCUUAACUGGUUUUGGGUUUUAUGACCCUUAUUGGCUUCUGGACAUUGCCAACAUUGCAAUUGUUGUGCACCUAGUUGGGGCAUACCAGGUUUUUUCCCAGCCCUUAUUUGCAUUUGUGGAGAAAUGGACUGCACGUAAAUGGCCGAAGAGUUGUUUUGUGACGGCAGAAUAUGACAUAGCGGUUCCCUUCUAUGGGGUGUACCAACUCAACUUCUUCCGCUUAGUAUGGAGAAGCAUUUUUGUGUUGUUGACGACCCUCGUAGCCAUGCUCAUGCCCUUUUUCAAUGACGUGGUUGGAAUGCUUGGAGCUUUUGGGUUCUGGCCAUUAACAGUUUACUUCCCUAUCGACAUGUAUAUUUCGCAAAAGAAGAUUGAACGGUGGACAAGUCGAUGGAUAGGACUUCAGCUACUUAGCGUUAGUUGCCUCAUGAUUUCAUUAGUAUCUGCCAUUGGUUCCAUGGCCGGGGUGGCUUUGGACCUCAAGACUUACAAGCCAUUUAGAACUAGCUAUUAAGUGAAAACCAGUUCUUCACAAAUACCAGUGUUUAAGCAGACGAUUAGUCAAAAGUUAGUUUGUGCAGUUAAAGUAAAUACGCUCCAUGUCUGCUGCUGUUGGAGCAGCUUGAUUUCAGAACGAAAAUUAUAUAAUUGGACUUUGGACAUAACAUGCCUCAGAUUUGGAGUUAUAUAUACGUCUGUGUAAGUGUUACUUUGAAGUCAAAAGGAAUAAGAAGCCUUUGAAUCUUUUAUUUCUUUAGUCAUAUUAUCUUCUUCACAGUCGCUAGUGCCAUUUAUUUCUUCAGC